AUGGCGAGCGCGGCCCGUGGGUCGGACAGGUGGACGCCGCUCAGGCUCCGGCUCCUAAUGUUGGCGCUACUGGGGACGCAGCAGAUCAGCAAACAGGUUUGGGAGUCACAGCCAUCCCUGCCUGGGGCAAGGACAAGUGGUGGUCCGAGGCCUCUCAGAGAAGGUGGCUGUUUCCCACUGCAGGUCCAGACCCUCAAUCCAGAGAGUCUCCUGCUCGUGUCCACCCUGGAUGGGAGUCUUCACGCACUAAGCAAGCAGACAGGGGACUUGAAGUGGACACUGAAGGAUGAUCCCAUCAUCCAAAGGCCAAUGUACAUCUCAGAAACGGCCUUUCUCUCAGAUCCAGCUGAUGGCAGCCUGUACAUCUUGGGGACCCAGAAACAACAGGGAUUAAUGAAACUGCCGUUCACCAUCCCUGAGCUGGUUCAUGCCUCCCCAUGCCGCAGCUCAGAUGGCGUCUUCUACACAGGCCGAAAGCAGGAUGCCUGGUUUGUGGUGGACCCUGAAUCAGGGGAGACACAGAUGACACUGACCACAGAUGCCCUUUCUACUCCCCGCCUCUACAUCGGCCGCACGCAGUACACAGUCACCAUGCAUGACCCCCGAGCCCCUGACCUUCACUGGAAUACCACCUACCGUUGCUACUCGGCACCCCCCAUGGACGUCUCUACUGGAAAAUACAUGAGCCACCUGGCAUCCUGUGGGAUGGGCCUGCUGCUAACUGUGGACCCAGGAAGUGGGGUGGUGUUGUGGACACAGGACCUGGGUGUACCUGUGAUGGGCAUCUACACCUGGCACCAGGACGGCCUGCGCCAGCUACCCCAUCUCACAUUGGCUCGGGACACCCUGCACUUCCUCGUCCUCCGUUGGGGCCACAUCCGACUGCCUGCUUCAGGUCUCCAGAACACAGCCACCCACUUCUCUGUCUUGGAUAUCCAGCUGCUGAUGACGCUGUAUGUAGGGAAGGAUGAAGCUGGCUUCUAUGUUUCCAAAGCACUGGUUCACACAGGGGUGGCCCUAGUGCCUCGUGGACUGACCCUGGCCUCCACGGAUGGCCCCACCACAGAUGAGGUGACACUCCAAGUCUCAGGAGAGCGAGAGGGCUCACCUAGCACAGCUGUCAGAUACCCCUCAGGCAGCGUGGCCCUCCCUAUCCAGUGGUUGCUCAUUGGACACCAUGAGCCGCCCCCAGUCCUGCACACCACCAUGCUGAGGGUCCAUCCCACCCCAAGGAGUGGAACUACUAAAACCAAACCCUCCAAGAGCAUGCAGUCUCCAGCCCUCUUAUUGGAGCUCCUGAGUGUGAGUCGGGAGGAAACUUGGGACCUGGAGCUGCACCCUGAAGAGAAAACUUCACACUUGGAUCCAGGACUAGGACCCCAAGACCUGCUGGUAGCCAGCCUCACUGCGGUCCUCUUAGGAGGGUGGAUUCUCUUCUUGAUGAGGCAGCUCUCGAGGAUCACCCCACAGGACCAAAAGAGGCUGCAAAGCCCCUCUGAGAAAACCCAGCCACCUGAAGACCCUGAAGCUGAGCAGCUCACUGUGGUGGGGAAGAUCUCCUUUAACCCCAAGGAUGUGCUGGGCCGAGGGGCAGGCGGAACUUUCGUUUUCCGGGGACAGUUUGAGGGGCGGGCAGUGGCUGUCAAGAGGCUCCUUCGUGAAUGCUUUGGCCUGGUCCAGCGGGAGGUCCAGCUGCUGCAAGAGUCAGACAGGCACCCCAACGUGCUCCGCUACUUCUGUACAGAGCAGGGACCCCAGUUCCACUACAUCGCCUUGGAGCUCUGCCCUGCCUCCUUGAAGGAGUAUGUGGAGAGCCCAGAACUGGACCGCUGGGGCCUGGAGCCUGAGACAGCACUGCAGCACCUCAUGUCUGGCCUGGCCCACCUGCAUUCCUUACACAUAGUGCACCGGGACCUGAAGCCAGCCAACGUGCUCAUCACGGGGCUUGACAGCCAGGGCCGAGGCAGAGUGGUUCUCUCCGACUUCGGCCUCUGCAAGAAGCUGCCAGCUGGCCGCUGUAGCUUCAGCCUGCACUCAGGUGUCCCCGGCACAGAGGGCUGGAUAGCACCUGAGCUCCUUCACCUCCUGCCCCCAGCCAGCCCUACCAGUGCAGUGGACAUCUUCUCUGCAGGCUGCGUGUUCUAUUAUGUGCUUUCUGGCGGCAGCCACCCCUUUGGAGAGAGUCUUUAUCGCCAAGCAAACAUCCUUGCAGGGGCUGCCUGUCUGGCUCACCUGGAGGAAGAGGCCCAUGACAAGGUGGUUGCCCGGAGCCUGGUUGAGGCCAUGUUGAGCCCACAGCCGCAGGCGCGCCCCUCUGCUCACCAGGUGUUGGCCCACCCCUUCUUCUGGAACAGAGCCAAGCAGCUCCAGUUCUUCCAGGACGUCAGUGACUGGCUGGAGAAGGAGUCUGAACAGGGGCCCCUGGUGAUGGCACUGGAGGCAGGAGGCUCCAUCGUGGUCCGGGGCAACUGGCACAAGCACAUCUCGGUACCACUGCAGUCAGAUCUGAGAAGGUUCCGAUCGUAUAAGGGGACUUCAGUGAGAGACCUGCUUCGAGCUAUGAGGAACAAGAAGCACCACUACAGGGAGCUCCCAAGUGAGGUCCGGCAGGCCCUAGGCAAUAUCCCUGACAGCUUUGUCCAGUACUUCACAGACCGCUUCCCACAGCUGCUUCUCCACACACACCAUGCCAUGAGGAGCUGCGCAUCCGAGAGCCUCUUCUUGCCCUACUAUCCACUGGCCUCAGGGGCUAGGGAGCCAUGCCCAGAGGCAGUUGGAAGCUGAGGCCAGCCAGCCCAGAAGUGGGCCUCGGGCUGAGACUGGCCUCAGCAUCAGAAAAUACCUGCAGAGACUUGGCAGCCUGGGGACAGAUACUGGAGAUAUGCUGAGAGCCCAGGUGCCAAGCACCCCUUGGAAUACAAGAAAAAAAAAAUCUCAUGUGUUUAAUAUAUAUAAAGGCAA
Molecule: messenger RNA, 2961 nt
Organism: Phyllostomus discolor (pale spear-nosed bat)
Lineage: Eukaryota; Metazoa; Chordata; Mammalia; Chiroptera; Phyllostomidae
Gene: ERN2
Product: endoplasmic reticulum to nucleus signaling 2
Exons: 23
Coding region: 1-2784 (927 amino acids)
Biological process (GO): IRE1-mediated unfolded protein response; mRNA processing; intrinsic apoptotic signaling pathway in response to endoplasmic reticulum stress
Cellular component (GO): IRE1-TRAF2-ASK1 complex
Molecular function (GO): protein serine/threonine kinase activity; RNA endonuclease activity; ATP binding
Source: RefSeq, a predicted model, not a curated record